UGAAGGUAGCAAAUUCGGCUAAAUAUUCCCAGAGGGGGGUCUCUGGGCGGAGUGUCCGUUGCGCCCCUAGAAAUGGGACUGUUUAUUAAAAAAUAAAAAUUUUAUUUAAUUGUUCGACCAAGUGUAAAUAAAAUUGUUUUCACUCGGAAGUGAUAAAGAAAAACUAUUUCGAGUAUUCAAUUCAUUUUUACCCAUAAUAUUAAUAUAUUCGUCACUCCAAUUCUGCAAAAGUGGUUUUCACACAGUAUAUUAAGUAAUACAAAUUUGUUUUAGAAAACUGAAAAUCUAUGAAGAACAAGAACUUACAAUGCAAGUGUUCAAUGAGCCGGAUCAAGCUGCAAUGGAAAGGAGAAAUAGUAGUGAUUAUGUCUUAGAUGACAACACUUACGCAACCAUUCAACAUCCAAACAGAAGGGGAUCGGCUCAUACUGCAACCUUGUCAUUGGGAGAUGACAUUGCAGAUUACGCCACAUUAUCACGAAUACCUCGCCAUUCGACUAGUUCACAGGGUUCCCUUAAGGACACAGUAAAUUACUACGAAGCCGCAAUGGGUUUUCAAGGCUCCACGUUUCAAGUCCCCGAUUCUUCUUUGGGGGACAUUGAAUCAGAGGAAUGUAGAUCGCAUCGUCAUGAUUCACAAAUGAGUGUGAAUAACGAGGGACAAUUAGAAUAUGUAGCCGAACUAAUAUAGAUUUAAAUUCGGAAAUUUUGGUACUUGGCCAUAUAUGUAAGAUAUUUAUUUUGUUAUAUAAUUUAAUAGUAAAUUAAUGUUUAGUACCUAGUAUUAUACAUAAUAGUACAUUUUAAGCUGAUUAUUUCAAUUUAAGUGGCGUGAUAUUUGAUUAAUGCACAUUCUUUUUUAGUUGAUUUCUCUUGAAAAAUUUUGGUUUUGUACGCUCCUUUUCCAUCGUUACAAAUUUAUUUAAUACAUGGUAUAGUUUUUAGUACUUACAUGAUUUUGUGUCAAUUGCUGAUAAUUGAUUUGUAAUAUAACAUAAUAAACACAAUCUAGUCAUACAGUUGUAACUUGCAUACUCUAUAUAUUAAGUAAAGUUAUUCUAUUUUUAAUACGCAUUUGCUGUGACCUGGAAUUAGAGACCGCAUUGCAAUAGGCACUAGGAAUUAAAUUGGUACUUUUAGGCAACACGUUUAUUGUCGCUGAUGCUUCCAUAGGCACUUAUUAUUUUGCUAAUCUGCAGGUAGACGUGUAUCGAUAUGUGAACGGGUGAGUUGGUCAAAUGGAAAAACUUCGAUGUUGAACUAUUUAUGGAGGAACUAGAAAAACGAUUGGCAUUGUGACUACUUUUUAAUUAUC
Photinus pyralis (common eastern firefly) is the source of this 1315-nucleotide messenger RNA. RefSeq lists its product as uncharacterized. Bases 308 to 691 code for a protein of 127 amino acids. NCBI's taxonomy places the organism in Eukaryota, Metazoa, Arthropoda, Insecta, Coleoptera, Lampyridae. The transcript is spliced from 3 exons. The record is from RefSeq and is a predicted model, not a curated record.